Messenger RNA from Tetrahymena thermophila SB210, 765 nucleotides. RefSeq names its product enoyl-(acyl carrier) reductase. Gene Ontology annotation, molecular function: oxidoreductase activity. The record is from RefSeq and is a predicted model, not a curated record. The transcript has a single exon. Lineage: Eukaryota; Ciliophora; Oligohymenophorea; Hymenostomatida; Tetrahymenidae.
AUGAAGAUAGAUUAGGAUUUAGUGGUUUUUAUAACUGGGGCAGCCAGUGGAUUAGGCUUUUAAACUGCUAAAGAUUUGUUAGAUAGAGGUGCUAAGUGUUUUUUAACAGACAGAGAUUCAAUUGAUCAUGAAUUUCUUUAAAGAUAUUCAGCAGAUAAGGUAGUAUUUAGAAAUUUAGAUAUUACAAAUGAAGAAGAUAUUAAGAAAGCUGUUUAAGAAUGUGUAAAAUAUUUUGGUCAUAUUGAUGCCUUAUUGAAUAGUGCAGGUAUUGCUACUAUGCAAUUUGUCACUGAUGAUAGCUUUAAUACUAAAACAAUUACUAAUAUCUUUAACAUAAAUGUUGUGGGAGGUUUAAAUACAAGUAAGUAUGUAGCUCUCUAAAUGGUAAAAUAGUAGAAGGAAAACUAAAAAAGCAAAGAUUAUUUAAUAAUUAACGUGAGCAGUGCUGCAGCAAAUGGAGCUCCAAGUGGACUAAGUAUAUAUGGAGCCACAAAAGGAGCAAUUUUAGCAAUGACUCUUCCUAUGGCUAGAGAUCUUGGUAAAUAUGGAAUUAGAGUAGUAUGCAUUAGCCCUGGAUACUUUAAUACAAAGAUGGGGAAAUCAACUCCAAAGUAGCUUUAUGAUUUUAUGGCUAGAAUGAAUUGUUUAGGUAGAAAUGGAGAACCAUAAGAAUUUAGUUAAGCUGUUUAAGGAGUUAUGGAAUGCUAAUUUUUAACUGGAACUCAUUUUUAUUUAGAUAGUUGUUAUGCCUCACCACAUUUUUGA